This is a messenger RNA of Ornithodoros turicata, 2821 nucleotides long. RefSeq names its product kinesin-like protein KIF2A (gene Klp10A). Gene Ontology annotation, biological process: microtubule-based movement. The record is from RefSeq and is a predicted model, not a curated record. NCBI's taxonomy places the organism in Eukaryota, Metazoa, Arthropoda, Arachnida, Ixodida, Argasidae. Bases 124 to 2253 code for a protein of 709 amino acids. Gene Ontology annotation, molecular function: microtubule binding; ATP binding; microtubule motor activity. The transcript is spliced from 20 exons.
UAAGGUUCGCAGCCAUCUGAGUGUCAUUUUAAAAACUGCAUUUUGGAACCGUUGUGUUCUCCAGAACGGACUGUUGAUGUUACAGUUUUCGGGGACCUUCAAGAAACGACUGAAAUAAUCAGAAUGGCAUCACAGACAUGUGGAUUAAGGGUCGGCGAGAGCGUUGACAUCCAACGCACCGACGGACGAAUUCAUUCUGCCAUGAUAAUGACCAUAGAUUCGGGAAGACAGGUGGUUGUCGUUGAGUGGCACGAAGCUGGAGAAACGAAAGGAAAGGAGUUGGAUUGGAAUGCCAUAUAUGCCCUCAACCCUGGGCUGCAGGAUACAAACAGAAGUGUGCGGAAGCCUGCAAGAUACACACAGUUGCCAACCCCUUCUGCAAUACAAGACAGGGGAAACACAAUUCACGAACGAAGAAGUGUGGCAAGGCCCAUGCUGAAUGGCCAUACCAAUCCUGCCAUGGGCCCUCCGCCAGCACUUCUUCCUUCAAAGUCCGCCUCCUCUGUGCUUGCCUCGUUGUCCGAAAAGAAUGGCAUGGUGACGAGACAGCAAACUAUGCAAGCAUCAACACCACAGACGACUGGUGCAAGUGACUCCAUCGCGAACCGGAGACGUACGAAUGUUGUAAAAGAGGUUGACCGAAUCAAGAAGCAACGGGAAGAGAGAAGGGCCCGGCAACUGGAACAGAAGGAAGAGAAGAAAGAGCGAAUGAAUGUUGAUCCAGGGAAUCCCAACUGGGAAUUCUUGUCCAUGAUCAGGGAAUACAGAUCUCAACUAGACAUGAAACCAAUGAGUAUGACUGAACCGAGUGACUUGAAUCAAAUAUGUGUGGCUGUCCGCAAGAGGCCGUUGAACAAGAAAGAGGUGAACAAGAAAGAAGUAGAUGUGAUAACUGUUCCAACCCGUGACCGAAUGGUGGUUCACGAACCGAAGCUCAAAGUAGACCUAACGAAAUACCUGGAGAACUCUCAAUUCCGUUUCGACUAUGCGUUUGACGAGACGGCCAACAAUGAGCUGGUCUACAAGUACACAGCACGUCCGUUAGUGCAGACUAUAUUUGAAGGAGGCAUGGCUACGUGCUUUGCCUAUGGACAGACUGGAAGUGGUAAAACACAUACAAUGGGAGGGGACUUCUCGGGCAAGACCCAGGACUGCACCAAAGGCAUUUAUGCUAUGGCAACUAAAGAUGUAUUCAAGUUCCUACGGUCUCCGAAGUACAGGUCAGAGGACCUAGUUGUAGCGUCGAGCUUCUUCGAAAUUUACAGUGGCAAGGUGUUUGACCUUCUGAAUGCCAAAGCAAAGCUCCGGGUGCUUGAGGACGGAAAGCAGCAGGUCCAGGUUGUGGGGCUGGUCGAGAAGGAAGUGGAUUCAGUGGAUGAGGUGCUCAAGCUGAUUCAGCACGGAAAUGGAGUGAGGACGUCUGGACAGACUUCUGCGAACCAGAACUCCUCACGGUCGCAUGCUGUUUUUCAAAUCAUACUUCGGCAGAGGAGGAGCGGUCGUCUACACGGAAAAUUCUCCCUGAUUGACUUGGCUGGCAACGAGAGGGGUGCUGACACAUCUAGUGCCAACCGCCAGACACGCAUGGAAGGAGCUGAAAUUAACAAGAGCCUCCUAGCCCUCAAAGAAUGCAUACGAGCUCUUGGAAGACGUGGAGCUCAUUUGCCAUUUAGGGCCAGCAAGCUGACCCAGGUGCUACGAGAUUCCUUCAUUGGAGAGAACUCUCGCACCUGCAUGAUUGCUAUGAUAUCGCCUGGUUUAAGCUCCUGUGAACAUUCUUUGAACACGUUGCGCUACGCCGAUAGGGUGAAGGAGUUGGGCGUAGAUGACAACUCAGAAGCACCAAAGCCUAUCAAUGAAGACGAAGAAAUGGAGCCUGAGAGUGAGGAGGAGGAUGAUGACCUUGCCAUACUUCGCUCCAACAAUGAUGCGGAGAUGUCGGGCGAGCUGUACACAUUCCACGAGGCCAUUUCUCAUCUGCAACAGGUGGAAGAGGAAGUUGUUGAUCUCCACAGGACGUUGUUUGAGGCCACCCAGAAGUGGCAAGAGCAAGAUGCUGCGCUGUUGUCGAUGACUAAUGAAGUGGACUAUGAUGUUGACUACUAUGUCCAUAAGCUGAGUGAUGUCCUCGCCGAGAAAGCAGAAGGGUUGAAGUUACUUACAAAGUUGAAGGAUAAAGUAGCCUGCUUCCAGCAGCAGCUAGCAGAAGAGGAAAAAAUAAGCAUGAACAUAAAGCGACCCCUGAAGAAGUGAACAUACUUACACUGUGGCACACCCUAGGCUUGCCCUUGCUCUCCAGUUCUUUCGUCUCCACCGCUUGACAGCCGAUGUAUAUACCAAUGCAAAUGUUUGUGACCAAUUUCAACAAGUAAUAACUUAUCACAGUUCUGUGGAAGGUCAGGCUCGUUUGAGUUUCUCCACUGUAUAGAUCCACGUUAAUGCAUUGCCAUGUAAAUAUAGUAGAGGCGUUCCUCCUACCCCACUGUCUGUUACGGAUGCUAUUUAGGUUAUUCUAGGUUAUUUUAAGGUUGCAUGCAUGUUACAGCCGUCUAGUGGAGUGCAGACUUCCUCGGCCCAUCGUUAAUGUAGCUUGCAGAUCAUGUCUUGCUGCUCCUAGCAUUGCUCGUACUAAUGGAACUCCAUGUUGCGUACAGUGUGCAGUUCUUUUAGGUAUGAACAAAAUAUGCUCCGAUCUUUAAAAAAAAAUUUCUUAGUGUUUUAAUAUAAACUCUGUGCCACGUGCAAUCACUGUGCACAUGGAGCAGCAGAGUUGUGACCUCUUUCUUUUGCACAGUUCACAAAUAAAGGAUUAAAAUUAGUA